UCCAGAGAAUCAAUCAAAACGGUCCAUACAAAAUGCUGUAUGACACAAACUGAUCAGAACAUUAUCUCAACGUAUUUCUUAUCUUCUUUUAUCAUUGAAAUCAGUUUUAUUGUGUUUUAUGCGAUAUUCUUGACUGUGUUGUAGGAUCUGCUGCAGGUCCUCAAUUAUCUGGCUAACGCUAGCGUGUUUGCGCUCACUCUCAUUGUCAAAUAAUAAAUUGAAAAUAACUGCGCUAAAGAUGCUCAGUAGAUAAGUGAGCUUUGUGCUGUCCAGAGACAGUCCCGGAGGAAGUAUGGAGAAUUUCGGCUACAAGGAAGGAUCGACCAAGCCCAAUCGUGCUUGGGGUACAAAAUCAACAAAAAUUAAAAAUCAACAAGUUCCCAUCCCUAUGAAGCCAAGGUUUUCUCUGACACCCGAUGUGACGGUUCACUGGCGGAACGAUCCUGAAGCUGUGCUUGCCGAAGAUUUCGAAUACAUGAAAAUUGGCCCGUCGCCCCCGGCGGAAAGUGCUCCCAAUAUGUUUGACAAUUACGAGGAAUCGAAUGCGGAAUUUGGUUUUGAAGUUUCCAGUGAAACGAUUCGCACGUCUCUGAUGGAACAGAUGAGACUUUCGUCCGGCCGUUUGAAACUGCUGGACAAUAUAGACCAAGGGAACAUAAUAGCCGCUAAUUUAAGGGAGAUGUUCGAAGGUGCCACAAAAGCUGAGAAAAAUAUUAGCUUUUUAUUUGCUGCCUUCUUGAAGCGCUGGGAUUUGUUGGACGGAUUGUUGGAAUGUGGAGCAGAGCUAAUUUAUUUUGAUAGCAAUGGGUUCACUGCGUUGCAUUUGAGUUCAUUCAGCGGAUGUCUCAAUUGUACUAGUUUUUUAGUUUUCAAGGGUAUUGAAGUGAAUAUGCAACCGCGAGCCUUCACACCGCUGCACUGUGCCGCGUUCGGGAACUCGGUAGAGAUCGCUCGAUUCCUGAUCACAAAGGGCGCAAAACUGAAUGCCUACACCAAGAAGCAAAACUGUGAGGAAUCCUUACUGCACUGUGCGGUUCGCUCGAACUCGAUCGAGUGUGUGAAGCUGUUCAUCUCGGAGGGGAUGGAUGUCAACUCGCUGAAACCGAGUGGCAUGAAUGCGAUUCAUCUGUCGGCGGAUUUGGGUUACGUCGAUUGUCUGAAGGUUUUGCUGGACACUCCAACGGCGGAUCCAAACAUUCGGAUUGGCAUACGGGAGAAGGAAUCAACGGCGUUGCAUCUAGCGGCCGACGAAGGAAAUGUUGAGUGCGUAAGUUUACUGCUGGCCCGGGGAGCCAAUGCCAAACUGAAGAACCAUCGUGGAUUUACGCCGUUACAUUUGGCAGCUCGCACUUCCAGUUUGGAAUGCGUUGAACUGCUGUUGAGGUUGGGCAACGCCGAUCCCAAUGCCGAGGAUUUCGAUUUACGAACACCGCUUCAUACGGCCAUCGGAAAGUCGGAAGCGGCAUUCGAUAUCAUUGAAACGCUAAUUUGCUGGGGAUCGGAUGUAAAUCGAAAAGACGUAUUCGGUUUUACCCCGCUGCAUUUGGCUGCCCUGGACGGUCUCGCCCAUUGCGUAGAGAUUCUUAUUUAUCAUGAUGCCGAUGUUACGACCAAAUCCAAGAAAGGAACCACCGCUUUAAAUGUUAUAACCAGAAAAACUCCGUCUUCGUUAGCCAUUAUCGGGAGGAAAUUUGAUGAUGCUAUGACACUGAUUCAUUCGCAGGAUCCGUCCGAUAAGGAAGUUGUGCUGGAGCUGGAUUUCAGAAGCAUUCUGCAGCAUUGUUAUCCUCGGGAGAUAAGCUAUCUAAACACGCUCGUCGAUGAAGGGCAGAAAGAAAUUCUACAGCAUCCUCUGUGUUCGGCCUUUUUGUACAUCAAAUGGGGAAAGAUUCGUAAAUAUUACAUUGCUAGGCUGCUGUUCUGUUUCAUCUUUAUUUUGUUCCUCACGCUGUAUGUGCUGACGGCACUGGCGCACAAUUGUUACAACGGUAGCAAGGACAUGGAGGAAACUAUCCAGGAACAGGAGUUGUGCCAAAAACAAUCAAUUCUGGGGAAUAUGUUGAGGAACAAUCCUUUUGUGAUGGAAAUGCAGUGGAUGGUCCUGGUGGCGAUAACGUUUGUGGAAAUAUGUCGCAAGUUAUAUGGAAUGACGGGUUACUCCUCGGUGCGUCGAUACAUUACCCAAAUGGAAAACGUUACGGAAUGGUUCAUCAUUGUUAGUGUGUUUGUGAUUUCUUACAUCUACACCAAAAGAACAUACACGUGGCAGAAUCACAUCGGGGCGUUCGCGGUGUUGUUGGGCUGGACUCAUUUGAUGGUCAUGAUUGGCCAGUUACCGGUGUUCGGGGCGUACGUUGCCAUGUACACUAAAGUGCAGGUAGAGUUCGCCAAGCUCUUCAUUGCAUAUUCCUGUAUGCUCGUUGGAUUCACAAUCAGUUUCUGUGUGAUAUUCCCAUCAUCUUCGUCGUUCGAAAAUCCGUUCAUGGGUUUCAUCACGGUUCUGGUGAUGAUGGUUGGUGAGUUGGAUUUAGAGCUGCUGAUCAACGAUCCCGAUGGAAAGGAUCCACCGUUCAUGCUGGAACUGAGUGCUCAGGUCACUUUCGUACUGUUUCUUCUGUUCGUAACGGUCAUAUUGAUGAAUCUCUUGGUUGGCAUUGCGGUCGAUGACAUUCAGGCGUUGAAAAAGACGGCCACCCUUUCGAAGCUGGUAGGACAAACCAAACUGAUUUCUUACAUUGAAUCCGCCUUGUUCAACGGAUGGCUACCCAAUUGGUUACGAAGUUUACUGCAUUACACCGCGCUAGUGUCCCCACAGGCUUACCGAGUGAUUCUCAGCGUCAAACCAUUGAAUCCCGAAGAGAAGCGUCUGCCGAGAACAAUCAUGAUGGCGGCAUAUGAAGCGGCAAAGCUACGGAAGCAGACGAACGCUGCCGCGUGUAACCAUGCUAGCUAUAAAUACCAAUUCCCAAAUGGAGUCACCGAAUCGACCAAUCAAAUCAAUGGCAAACAAACUCUGGAUCGGAUACUGGAGUCGGACUGUGGAUUCGAAACGGCCAGUCUGUGUACAUUGACGAAUAAAAUCGACGAGAGCUCCGAAAAGUUGGAUGAACUUUGUAAAGAGUUGAGUGAACUGAAGGCGUUACUCAAACAAAAUCAGAUCUUGGUAGAUAAGAUUUCUAAAGUUUUAUUGAAGUAAAUAUAAGACACCAAAGAGAGUUUUUAUAUGUAUACCAAACUUGUUACUGUAUUGUCAAGAAAUAAAUUGUACUAACUUAUAGAUUAAAUUAGUAUUAUUAAAGUAUAA
Molecule: messenger RNA, 3304 nt
Organism: Malaya genurostris
Lineage: Eukaryota; Metazoa; Arthropoda; Insecta; Diptera; Culicidae
Gene: wtrw
Product: transient receptor potential channel pyrexia
Exons: 2
Coding region: 293-3196 (967 amino acids)
Biological process (GO): monoatomic ion transport; transmembrane transport
Cellular component (GO): membrane
Molecular function (GO): monoatomic ion channel activity; protein binding
Source: RefSeq, a predicted model, not a curated record